Messenger RNA from Sphaeramia orbicularis (orbiculate cardinalfish), 1631 nucleotides. RefSeq names its product prostaglandin D2 receptor 2. Gene Ontology annotation, molecular function: complement receptor activity; G protein-coupled receptor activity. Gene Ontology annotation, biological process: complement receptor mediated signaling pathway; positive regulation of cytosolic calcium ion concentration; inflammatory response. Gene Ontology annotation, cellular component: plasma membrane. The record is from RefSeq and is a predicted model, not a curated record. Lineage: Eukaryota; Metazoa; Chordata; Actinopteri; Kurtiformes; Apogonidae. The transcript has 2 exons. The coding region runs from base 202 to 1353 and encodes 383 amino acids.
CCAGAGAACAGUUGUUUUGUUUUUAUACUGCAUCAUGUUGUUCAUGGCUGAGUAAAGUGGAGACCAAGAAACGUCUGAAAAACAGCGAACAUGAGCAAAAUGGAGAAUUGAAGCAGAGGACAGGGUCUUUGCAGAUAACUGCUGUGCAAACUAUAAAGCUCAGCUAAAGGAUAACCCCAAGUAGAACAUUUCCCAUUGAAGAUGGCAUCUCCUUCAAGCCCCGUCUACUGUCCUCGCAUCUUCACAACCAUGGUGAACGUCACUUUGAACCCAAUCAACUCAACGCAAAAGAUCACCCCAUUGAGUGCUUUUGUCAUCUCCCUCCAUGGCUUGUUCUCAUCCGUCGGCAUUGUGGAAAACCUCCUCAUCCUCGGCAUCGUGGGCUUCCAUGUGCGUCGCUCCGUGAUCAGCAUCUGGAUCCUUAACCUCGCGGCGUCCGACCUUCUGGCGACGGCCUCCCUGCCCUUCUUCACCCUCUACAUGGCCAAGGGUAGGACGUGGACGCUGGGGACCCCAUUCUGCCGCCUCCACUCUUCCAUUUUCUUCCUCAACAUGUUCGUCAGCGGCUUCCUGCUAGCGGCGAUUUCUAUGGAUCGCUGCUUGGUGGUGUUGAAACCGGUGUGGGCCCAGAACUACAGGAACACAGCUAUAGUGGCAAAAGUCUGUGGGGUGAUUUGGGCCUUGGCUGUUUUGUGCACAGUCCCCUUCUACCUAUUUCGUGACACCAUUACGGAUAGAAAUGGUCGGAUCAAGUGUUACUACAAUUACGCUCAGCUGCUCCCAGCUCAACCCUUCGACCUGGAGUCUUUAUGUAAGAGGCGUGAAGAAGCCUUUGGCCUCACAAAGUUCUUUCUAGCCUUCCUGAUUCCAUUGCUAAUCAUCAUCUUUAGCUACAUUGCUGUGAAUGCCAAAUUGGCACGCAGAGGCUGCCGUCGCCCUUAUCGUUUUGUCCGGCUUGUUGUGGCCGUAGUGGUGAGUUUUAUCAUCUGCUGGGCUCCUUACCACAUCUUGAGCGUCAUGGAGGUGUUGACCCCCUUGGAUCAUCCCUCACAGCAGAGUAUAGCCCGUGGCCUCCCAACUGCAGCAACUAUCGGUUUCCUCAACAGCAUCCUCAACCCCGUUCUGUACGUAUUCAGCUGCCCCGACCUGUGCAGUAAGAUAAGGCAUUCUCUGGGUGCGGUGAUGGAGAGCGUUCUGGCCGAGGAUCUGGCGGAGCUGGCUAGGCGCCGCAGUAGCGGUCGUAUCUCUAAUAGCACCUCAGAAGCUACGCUGAAGCCACGAAAUGCCAUUACGGCGUUGUGUCUGAAAGGAGAAAUGGAAGUCAGCGAGGGGCUUUCAACUCAUGAGAACUGAACCAAAGAAUGUACCAUCAAGUCACAAAUACUGGCUGUUAUUCAGGGUUCCCAUGGGGUAUUUAAAAGGCUUUUAAAGUCUUGAAUUUACAAAUCUGCAUUAAUACCUUAAAAAUGUCUUUAAAUAGGUAUAAAAUUUCAUAUGGUAGGUCUAGGUCUUAAGUUACACAACCAGGCAAAAGUUGUAGAACACCCCAGUUUUUUGAGUUUUGUAUUGAAAUUCAAGCAGUUCAAGUCCAAUGAACAGUUUGAAAUGGUACAAAGGUAAGCAGUGAACUG